Messenger RNA from Penicillium malachiteum, 903 nucleotides. RefSeq lists its product as uncharacterized. The coding region runs from base 1 to 903 and encodes 300 amino acids. NCBI's taxonomy places the organism in Eukaryota, Fungi, Ascomycota, Eurotiomycetes, Eurotiales, Aspergillaceae. The transcript is spliced from 2 exons. The record is from RefSeq and is a predicted model, not a curated record. Gene Ontology annotation, molecular function: protein binding.
AUGAUCCAGCAUCUCUACAGACCCGCGUUCCCCCUGGUACGCAGAAGGAUAAUACGCUGCCGGAAUCUCUACGCCCCACUUGGUAAAGAUCUAUCCUAUGUCGAUGUAGGAACUGAGGCGCUGGAGGAAUGGAGGCUUUGCGAACCAUCUGAAAGCCGUUGGGGCUUUGGUUUCCACAACUCGUGCUGGAGACUGCUUCUCCUCAGACUGGGUCAUGGACAGGAUGAAAAUUUCCAGAAUGAGACGGCCAUUGCAGAGUCUGUCUUUUACCAGCUCUAUUGCACUCCUUUUUUCGAAGCCUCCAGUUUCGGAUUUGGCCACGACUACGAGGGCGCUGCGCAAAAACACAAAUAUUUCGGGCGGCCUAAGCCAGUGGAUCUGAGCUCACAAUUUUACGCUGACCCCUGUGUGAUUACUUCCAUGGACUACUUGAAUGCAACUAACUUUGGUUUCUGCAAGAAACCUGACAGUUCACUCCGGAAAGUGCAAGAUGGUGAUCGCCUGACGACUGCGACUGUGGUGGGAAUUGACUACCACAAUGGAAGAGGAAGCUGUGCCUCUAGUCCCUCUGGGCUCAAUGAUGACCGGCAUCUAAUUCCAUUUCCUGAUAAUAUGAGAGAAGAAACAUGCAAAAAACUGGAAAGACCCAAGCACUUUUUCUUCGAUGCACUCUCGCCUGAGCUGAAAUAUGAGAUAUUUUCAUACUUAUCUUUUGAUGAGCUACUGAAUAUGAGACUAGUAUGUCAAAAUCUAGCUCUACUUAUGACCGUCGAUAAACUCCCACAGUCCUAUUGGCGAAGUAGGUUUCUCCUUGGUCAGGAGGCUGAUUUUCUUUUCCCGAGACUUACAGAUAAGUGGGAUUUGUCUAAGCUUUUUUUGGACCAGGACAUCUCUAAGUGCUAG